UCUGACGGAUCUCAGAAUUCAUUUACAUGAGUCGGUUUGUCCACGGUCGGUCCGUUACUAAAAUUGUCUCACUCUUGCAUUUUAUGCUACUGUUUUGAUCUCGUCUUUCAAUUACCAACAAUUGAUGUCAAUUCUCACUUUAAUUUAUAUACUGUAGUUUCCCUGUGAAUAUGAUUUUGACACGAACUUUACUAUUGGCAGUAAAAAUUAAAAAUAGCUAGCCUAUUGUUCAGGUUGUGCAAUGUUUACAUAGUUGGAUAUUAACGUUGCAUAAUAUUGUACCUAAUUUGGAAACUGAAAUUGUGGCCCUGGAACAACAUAAUAACCUUUCUUAUUGGAGCCAACACAGCUGUUCUUUCAUGAGUAAAAUUCAGUCAUAUAAUUAAGUACACAUAGGUAAUCGAGUAAUUAACAAAUAAAAAAGUGGUCUUGCUUAUAAUCAAACAUGAAAAUGGUCCCUGAAAAAGUACAGAUCUCUUUGAUGAAGAAAAUGGAAACCUUACUAAAUCAAGGUCAGGAUGUAAAUACUCAAGAUGAAUACGGUAGAACACUUCUGGACAAAGCGGUUUGGAGGAGUUCAGAGCCUGCAGUUGAUCUACUGCUGGAGAGGGGAGCAGAUGUUAAUAUAGUAAACAACAGAAGAAGAUCUCCUUUACAUUUGGCUGUCUAUAGAAACAAUGCAACUAUUUUUGAAAAAUUAUUUCAGAAAGGGGGCAAUCUAAAUCUACUAAAUCAUGAAGGAAAAUCUCCUCUUGAUUUAAUAAUUAAAAGAAGAUGUUUAAAAAUGAUUGAAACUCUUAUAGACAAAGGAUUUUAUUUGGAAAAUGAAGUGCAUGAUUUUCCACCACUCCAUCAUUUUGUUUACAUACAUUUUGUAUCGGGUGUGGAGUUAUUGUUAAAGAAAGGAGCAGAUUUGAACUACAAAGACAAACAAGGUAGUAGUCCUCUUCAUAUCGCCAUUUGCAGACAGUACAUUGAUAUUACACAAAUGCUUCUCAACAAAGGUGCAGUGGUGGAUAUCAGGAAUAAUGAAGGUGAGACACCUCUUCACUCUGCUAUUAAAAGAGACUUUAAAGCUGGUGUUGAGUUAUUACUUAGGCAAGGUGCUAACGUGAACUUAAAGUGUGACGAAACUACACCACUUCACCUGGCUGCUAUAAAUAUGAAUGAAGGUAUAUUUGAUACAUUGUUAAAUCAUGGUGCCAAUAUAAAUGAGAGAGACGGGGAAGGUAAUACAGUUUUACACACUGCAGUAAGAGUGAAUUUUUUUUAUAAUGUUAAAACAUGUUUAACAUUAGAUGCCAAAGUAAAUGAGAAAAACUGUGAUGGCCAAACACCUCUUCAUCUUGCUAAGUCAAAGGAGAUAUGUGAGAUAUUGCUGGAUAAUGGAGCUUUACUGGAGGUAAGAGACUGCAAAUAUGGGGCUACACCGUUCCUCAGAGCUGUUCAAUGUGACAUAUGUACUGUUAACUUACUGUUGGAAAGAGGAGCAGAAGUUAAUACGAAAAAUGAUAGAAGAAAAACUGCCCUUCAUAUUGUGGUGAAUGAUUUGAAAAAAGUAAAAACUAUAUUAAAUCAUGGUGGGGGAGUAAAUAUAAAAGACAAUGAAGGAAAUACUCCUCUCCAUAUAUUUAUUUCUCAUGGAUAUUAUUCUCAGUGUAUUGAGCUCCUGCUUGAAAGGCGAGCAGGAGUAAACAUAAAGAACAAUGCAGGUCUUACUCCUCUACAUUUGGCAGUGUUGAGCCGAACACCAUCUGUAAUUGAGUUUGUUGUUAGAUAA
Molecule: messenger RNA, 1780 nt
Organism: Homalodisca vitripennis (glassy-winged sharpshooter)
Lineage: Eukaryota; Metazoa; Arthropoda; Insecta; Hemiptera; Cicadellidae
Product: serine/threonine-protein phosphatase 6 regulatory ankyrin repeat subunit C-like
Exons: 2
Coding region: 446-1780 (444 amino acids)
Biological process (GO): protein localization to ciliary inversin compartment
Cellular component (GO): ciliary inversin compartment
Molecular function (GO): protein binding
Source: RefSeq, a predicted model, not a curated record